AAAUAUGUUGAUUCGUAAAUUUAUAAUAUACUUAUACCAAUUACUCUUGAACUGUAUUACUUUACAUGUGAAGGUGGCUACAGAUUGAAUGAUUCCAUACAAUGGUGACUAAUGGAGUAACACCCUACGAAUUUAAAGCAUUCCAUAUCUGUGUCAUGUUACUUAUGAGCUCUAGUCUCGGUCAUUCAUUAGUCAGUGAUCACGCCACAUUUAUUAUUGUCAUGAGGAAGAGGUAUUUGUUUGUAGGCUUGAUUGAGCCACAGCUAUGAGUACCACCCUGGAUGCAGGGCUGGGGCCGGGGUCGACCACCACCCCCAUGUUGGACCCAAACUCCACCCUGGCAAAUAACAUGACAACAACAGCAGCCCCAGAGAGGGCCAUAUCGGAUUUCUGGAUCGGCCUCAUCCUGGCCGUGAGCUCCAGCCUGUUUAUCGGGUCCAGCUUCAUCUUACAGAAACUUGGGCUAAUGAGUAUGGGCAAGAAAGAGGGAAACACUCGUGCUAGUGAGGGUGGACACAGGUACCUGCUUGAGUGGAAAUGGUGGAUCGGCAUGGGACUCAUGGUUCUUGGAGAGGUCUGUAACUUUGUGGCAUUCACGUUUGCCCCGGCCACACUCGUCACCCCGCUCGGAGCCUUAAGUGUCAUCUUUAGUGCUAUACUUGCCUCAUAUUUCCUGAAGGAGCGCCUGAACCUUCUCGGGAAACUGGGCUGCCUUCUGUGUAUUCUGGGCUCCACUGUGAUGGUCAUACACUCCCCUAAAAACUCUGAGAUCAAAACCAUGGAGGAACUUCUACACAAAGUACAGCAGCCAGCUAUCCUGACAUUGGUUGGAGUGUUUAUCAUCGCAGCCAUCAUUGGGAUUGUAUUCCUUGCCCCACGGUGGGGCCAAACCAAUGUGGUGGUCUAUGUGUUCAUAUGCUCCACCCUGGGGGCACUGACUGUCACUGGAGCUAAGGGGAUGGGGGUCGCCCUCAAGCAGACUUUUGAGGGAGAGCAACAGUUUACUAACUGGCUCACUUACGUUAUGUUGGCUGUUGUGGCCGUGAACAUAUUGUUUCAGAUUAAUUUUCUGAAUAAAGCAUUAGAUACAUUCAAUACUGCUGUGGUUACACCGACGUAUUACGUGUUAUUUAAUUCCGCUGUUGCAAUAGUCACUUUGACACUCUUUCAGGAGUUUAAUCAGUUGACAGUUUACGAUAUCAUUGGCGAAAUAAUUGGAUUUUUCGUUAUAGUCGUUGGUAUAUUCGUACUCAAUGCGUUUAAAGACAUGGAUAUAUCAUUGCGUAAUUUACCGAAAGCAAAGAAAGCUGGUCAAGAAAUUGAUAUCAACGACGGCACAAAAAUGCCCGUCUUGAAGAAAGACAACGAUCUUGUUCUUGAAAUCAGGGAAAACGAAAGUGAAGACGAAAAUGACUCGCUACUAUUGGAAUGCCACGAUAGUCCUGUGUAUGUUGAUGAUGACCACUUAGAGAUUGGGGAGGUUGCGUUCAAAAUGCCAAAACGUUUCUUCAGUAAUGGGCAUCUUAAGGCCAACGGUCAUGUUAAUAAACUUGAUAUAGAAGAUGACAAGCAUUUUAAUAAUGAAGUCACUCAUUUCUGAUCUGUGAUAUAAUGUUGCAAUGUUAAAUAUCAGUAUAUUUAUUGAUUUGUUUUUGUAUUUCUAGGUAGAAUAUGUUUAUUAUUUCCAAAUAGGGUAUUAUUAGAUUUAUUUUGUUCAGUUUUGUCUUUUGUUAUUGUAUAAACAUUUUAUAUUUCUGGAUAUUAUUUGUUAAUUUUACUGAAGUUUAAACCUUAACAAAUGACCUUUUUAAACUAUAUGAAAAGAGAUUACCAAAAUGUUUUUAUUUUAUUUCCUACUCCGUUUUCCAAGACAAGCAGUCUUUGAUGUUGAAGCACGUCAGUGUCCAAAAAGGAACACGCAUUUCUAUGAUAUUAUUUGUAUAUUUUUUAUUUGAUCAAGCUGUGUCUGUAUACAUAGCAGUUUAUUAUUCAUGGCUUCUAUUUACCAUUCAGUUAAUUAAGAUCAUCCAUACCUGACUGGUAUUAUGUGUAGCUGUUUGCUCUUGGGUGGAAGAUUCAGAUAUGUUCAGUGAUAUAAUGUAUAACUUUAAAAACAAAGUAUUCUCUUGAUGCUAUGUAUCAAUAUUGUUUUGGCAAAAGGCCAGUUUUUUAUGAGAAAAACAAUAAUUUAUAAAUACUACAUACACAUAUAAUGGAAAGAAAAGGGUAAGAAGAGGAAAAUAGAAUGCACGGCUACAGUGUAAAGAUUUUAUGACUACAGUUUCAGAGUAUAUAUGUUAUGUCGGUUUCAGAUUAUGUAUAUUAUGACUACAGUUUCAGAGUAAAGAUAUUAUGACUACAGUUUCAGUUUAUAUAUGUUAUGGCAGUUCAGAGUAUGUAUGUUAUGACUACAGUUUCAGAGUAUGUAUGUUAUGACUACAGUUUCAGAGUAAAGAUGUUAAGACUACAGUUUCAGAGUAAAGAUGUUAAGUCUACAGUUUCAAAGUAAAGAUGUUAAGUCUACAGUUUCAGAGUAUAAAUUUUAUGACUACAGUUUCAGAGUAUGUAUGUUAAGUCUACAGUUUCAGAGUAAAGAUGUUUAGUCUACAGUUUUAGAGUAAAGAUGUUAAGUCUACAGUUUUAGAGUAAAGAUGUUAAGUCUACAGUUUCAAAGUAAAGAUGUUAAGUCUACAGUUUCAGAGUAUAAAUUUUAUGACUACAGUUUCAGAGUAUGUAUGUUAAGUCUACAGUUUCAGAGUAAAGAUGUUAAGUCUACAGUUUCAGAGUAUAACUUUUAUGACUACAGUUUUAGAGUAAAGAUGUUAAGUCUACAGUUUCAGAGUAAAGAUGUUUACUCUACAGUUUCAGAAUAAAGAUGUUAAGUCUACAGUUUCAGAGUAUAAAUUGUAUGACUACAGUUUCAGAGUAAAGCUGUUAAGUCUACAGUUUAAGACAGUAAAGCUGUUAUGACUACAGUUUCAGAGUAUAAAUUGCAUGACUACAGUUUCAGAGUAAAGAUGUUAAGACUACAGUUUAAGACAGUAAAGCUGUUAUGACUACAGUUUCAGAGUAUAAAUUGUUUGACUACAGUUUCAGAGUAUAAAUUGCAUGACUACGGUUUAAGAGUAAAGCUGUUAUGACUACAGUUUAAGACAGUAAAGCUGUUAUGACUACAGUUUCAGAGUAUAAAUUUUAUUACUACAGUUUAAGACGGUAAAGCUGUUAUGACUACAGUUUUAAAGUAUGGAUGUUUGCAUACAGUAUCAGAGUACAGAUGUCCUGACUACAGUACCAGAGUAAAGAUGUUAUGGCUCAAUAUAAGAGUAAAGCUGUUAUGACUACAGUUUAAGAGUAUGAAUGUUUGACUAUAGUUUCAGGGUAUAGAUGUUAUGACUUCAGUUUCAGCGUAUUUUUAUUUUGUCACAUCAGUCAUAUUGUUUGUUAAUGUUUUAUUUAUGAAGUCUCAGAUAGCUGCCAUCUCAUUGUAGAUCAUGAUACUCUAUUUGUGGAGUUUAAAAUUUUGUAUACGUUUUCUAGUUAUUGUUUAAGUAUAAAUCUUUGAAUAAAACAGAGAAAAGAGUUA
Molecule: messenger RNA, 3583 nt
Organism: Mya arenaria
Lineage: Eukaryota; Metazoa; Mollusca; Bivalvia; Myida; Myidae
Product: magnesium transporter NIPA2-like
Exons: 6
Coding region: 266-1600 (444 amino acids)
Biological process (GO): magnesium ion transport
Cellular component (GO): membrane
Molecular function (GO): magnesium ion transmembrane transporter activity
Source: RefSeq, a predicted model, not a curated record